Ictalurus furcatus (blue catfish) is the source of this 6343-nucleotide messenger RNA. RefSeq names its product dynactin 1b (gene dctn1b). Lineage: Eukaryota; Metazoa; Chordata; Actinopteri; Siluriformes; Ictaluridae. The coding region runs from base 526 to 4314 and encodes 1262 amino acids. Gene Ontology annotation, cellular component: kinetochore; axon; microtubule associated complex. The transcript has 30 exons. The record is from RefSeq and is a predicted model, not a curated record. Gene Ontology annotation, biological process: nuclear migration; establishment of mitotic spindle orientation.
UGCUUAGAUGCUCAUAUGUGUGAAUGCUUAUUUCUGUUGAAUCAUUUGUGCUUAGUUGUAGCUUCAUGUAUGCUUUUAUAAGACUGUGUAACCUUCUGCGUAAUGGAGGGCUUUAGGACCCAGCACUGGCUCUUUGGCUCUCUCACAGAAAGCACAGACACUAGCGCAGUAGCAUUGCUCUCCACACACACUCCCCCACCAGCACCGGAUACACACUAUACAUCCAUAUGCACUGUUCAACCUAAUAGACAAGACCUCUUAGACAGCUCCCAUACACACAUAUUUAGAUUUCAAGACGGUAUGCGCUGAAUGCCUGCUCAUCAGUGAGCAUCAAGCUGUGGUGCUGGCCUUCUCCUGGAGCAGACAGCAAGUUUCAUCCAGCCAUCAUUGGGAUGGAGAGAAGAGACAGAGUGAUGUGUGAUGGAAGACAGGGGAGGUAGGGAGUGUGACAGAGGGAGACAGAGAGGUAGAAAACAUAUUGGCAUCUAGAAAAGGGCAGGGAGUCUUCAGCAACACUGGAGCGGCAUGUCUCAAAUGAAGAGGUACACUUAUAGCAGGACCACUAGCAGUGGCAGCAGCAGGAUGAGUUCAGAUGGAGGAGGACGGCCAGUGAAGGUGGGCUCUGUGGUGGAGGUCAUUGGAAAGGGUCAUCGUGGCACCGUGGCCUACAUUGGCAAUACACUCUUCGCCUCGGGGAAAUGGGUGGGAGUCAUCCUAGAGGAGGCCAGAGGCAAGAACGAUGGCACAGUACAAGGCAAGCGCUACUUCACCUGCCUUGAGAACCAUGGGAUAUUUGUGCGGCAGUCACAGAUCCAGUUGGUGGAGGAUGGGGCAGACACAACCUCACCUGACACUCCUGAUGCUGUCACAUCUAAAGUGCCUAAGCGGGAGAUUCUGGAAGCUCCCAAGUCCAAUAAAGUGCGAGGAGUCAAACCCAAAAAGACGCCUGCUCCUCGUAAGACUACGGUCAGGAGGCCAAAGGCUCGGGCGGGUGUCGGAGUAAAGGUGGGCUCUGGAUCAGCAUCGGCUGGUGAGAUGAGCAGCAGUGAACCCAGCACACCUGCUCAAACCCCACUGGCUGCUCCUGUUAUCCCCUCCCCUGUAGGGACGCUCCCUUCCCCUGGAGCUCCACCCAUCCCAGCCCCGAGUAAGGAGGAGGAGGCUCUACGGGCACAGGUGAAAGAUCUGGAAGAAAAGCUGGAGACUCUGCGCAUGAAGCGAGCAGAGGAUAAGGCCAAGCUAAAGGAGCUGGAGAAGCACAAGAUCCAGCUGGAGCAGCUACAGGAGUGGAAGAGCAAGAUGCAGGAGCAGCAAAAUGAACUGCAGAAACAACUCAAAGAGGCCAAAAAAGAAGCAAAAGAAGCUUUAGAAGCAAAGGAACAUUAUAUGGAGGAGAUGGCAGACACAGCAGAUGCUAUCGAGAUGGCCACCUUAGAUAAAGAGAUGGCCGAGGAGCGGGCGGAGUCUCUGCAGCAGGAGGCUGACGCACUCAAAGAGAAGGUGGAGGAAUUGACCAUGGACCUGGAGAUCCUCAAACAUGAGAUAGAGGAGAAAGGCUCUGAUGGUGCAGCAUCUAGUUAUCAUGUGAAACAACUGGAAGAACAAAAUGCCCGUCUAAAGGAGGCCUUGGUCAGGAUGCGUGACCUGUCAGCCACCGAGAAACAGGAGCACUCAAAACUGCAGAAGCAGAUGGAGAAGAAGAACUUUGAGCUGGAGACAGUGAGGGUGCAGAAAGAGAAAACGCAAGAGGAAAUGAAGAUGGCGGAGAAGACCAUAGACGAGCUCAAAGAACAGGUGGAUGCAGCUCUUGGAGCAGAAGAGAUGGUAGAGACUCUAACUGAGCGUAAUCUGGACCUGGAAGAGAAAGUGCGGGAGCUCAGAGAGGCCGUUACUGACCUGGAGGCCAUUAAUGAGAUGAACGACGAGCUGCAGGAGAACGCCAGAGAGACGGAGCUGGAGCUGAGGGAGCAGCUGGAUCUGAGUGCAGCCAGUGUGCGAGAGGCAGACAAACGUGUGGAAGCGGCCCAAGAGACUGUAGCAGAUUACCAACAGACCAUCCAGAAAUACAGAGAGCUGACCGCACACCUGCAGGAUGUGAACAGAGAGCUGAUGAGCCAACAGGAGGCCACCACUGAGCCGCAGCAGCAGCCUGCCGAGAUCUUCGACUUCAAGAUCAAGUUUGCAGAAACCAAAGCAUAUGCGAAGGCUAUUGAGAUGGAGCUGCGUAAGAUGGAAGUGGCUCAGGCGAACAGACAGGUGGCUCUUCUCACCUCCUUCAUGCCCGACUCCUUCCUGAGACACGGAGGGGACCAUGACGGCAUCCUCGUCUUGCUGCUCAUGCCCAGACUCAUCUGCAAGGCAGAGCUGAUCAGUAAACAGGCGCAGGAGAAGUUUGAUCUGACUGAUAACUGCUCUCAGAGGCCGGGGAUGAGAGGGGGAGUGGGGGAGCAGCUCAGCUUUGCUGCUGGACUUGUUUACUCUUUGAGUUUGCUUCAGGCAACACUGCACAAAUAUGAAUAUGCCCUUAAUCAGUGUAAUGUAGAGGUAUAUAAGCGUGUGGGUUCCCUUUACUCUGAAAUGAGUGUGCAUGAGCGUUCUUUGGACUUCCUCAUUGAUUUGCUGCACAAGGAUCAAUUGGAUGAAACUGUGAAUGUUGAGCCACUUACUAAGGCCAUUAAAUAUUAUCAGCACCUUUAUAGCAUUCAUCUGUCUGAUCAGGCGGAGAACUGCACCGUGCAGCUGGCUGACCAUAUAAAAUUUACCCAGAGUGCCCUGGACUGCAUGGCGGUGGAGGUGGGUCGUCUGCGUGCCUUCCUGCAGGUGGGAGAGGAAGAAACACCGUUUUCUGUGCUGCUCAAAGAUCUGCACACUUCCUGUAGCGACAUUCGCCAGUUCUGCAAGAAAAUCCGCCGCCGCAUGCCGGGCACUGACGCGCCAGGGAUCCCUGCUGCUCUCAACUUUGGGCCUCAGGUGAGUGAGACACUGGCAGAAAGCAGGAGGCAGCUGGCCUGGGUGAAUGCUGUACUGCAGGAGGUGGCUGCAGCAGGAGCUCAGCUCAUCGCGCCACUCGGUGAACAUGAAGGUCUGCCAACGCUUAAACUUGAGGACAUGGCCUUCAAAGCAGCUGAACAGAUCUACGGCUCUCAGGGUAUAAACCUCUACGAGUGUCUGCGCCAGUCCUGUAGUGUCGUCAUCGCAACCAUGAACAAGAUGGCCACUGCUAUGCAGGAGGGAGAGUACGACUCUGAGAAGCCUCAGACUGGGAUGGCUCCAGUGGAGGUGCGGGCGGCUGCACUGAGGGCAGAGAUCACAGAUGCUGAGGGACUCGGCCUAAAAUUGGAAGACAGAGAGACUGUCAUCAAAGAGCUCAAGAAAUCUCUCAAAAUAAAGGGUGAGGAGCUGAGUGAGGCCAACGUGCGUCUGAGUCUUCUAGAGAAGAAGCUGGACAGUGCGUCAAAGGACGCAGACGAACGAGUGGAGAAAAUCCAGACCGUUCUGGAUGAGACCCAGGCACUACUAAAGAAGAAGGAGAAGGAAUUUGAAGAGACCAUGGAUGCUCUGCAGGCCGAUAUAGACCAACUCGAGGCAGAGAAGACGGAGCUGAGACAGCGUAUAAACAGCCAAUCGAAGAUAAACAUUGAGGGACUCAGAGGAAGUCCCGCCUCUGGCAUUGCAUCCAUUGUGACUGGUGGCAUCACAACUGGUGCUGUAGGAGUGUGUGCUGCUGGAGGUGUGCAGGUGAUAGAUUCUCCACUGCUGACACAACAGAUUGAAGCUCAGAGACUCAGCAUAAAGCGUCUGAAGAAUGAAAACAACAUCCUGAAGGCAGAGAAGAUGCGUACUCAGUUAGCCUCGCUUCCUCCGUUAAAUGUCUCUAAGCUGAGCUUGCGUGAAGGUUGUAGACCAGAAGUCCUAUCCAGCGCUCUCUAUCGCAAAACAGACCAACUCCUGGAAACACUGCUGCAGAUGAGUGCCAAUGUCAAAGUCGUAGACAUCACUGGAAAAUCACCAGUGACUCCCAGUGCUCAGCUCCUGGAGCAGACAGCAAGGCUACAGUCUCUCAGUGAGACUCUCGACAGGCUAAAGGAUGAAGUAGCGGAGCAUGUGGUGUCUCAGAGACCUGGUGCUCAGGUUUCAUCUGACUUUGCUACUUUCCCUUGCACCUCAUUCGUAAAGGCUAAGGAGGAGAAGAUGAGAGAUGAAGUGUUGGUUGGUCGUGUGAUGGUGCCUUGUGCUCGAGGGCAGGAGGAGGUUCACCGGCUCGUGCUGUCCCAGUACCAGCUGCAGAGAGUGCAUCGCCUGCUUCAGACUUAAAACAUAACCUUCUUCAGCAAGAAUGAGCCCUGCUGCCGCUUCCUGAAAAACCUGCUCCCCCAUCACUAGAUGCAGCUCAACUUUACCAUCGGAAGGAUACGCAUGAACCUUGGAGACCCAGACACAUAGUGAAUUGCAGUGACUGGUUGGGAAUGUUUCUUUGCCUUGGCAUCUUCACACUUCCUGAGAAGCACAUGCUCCUACUGAGGCAGAAGGCAGUAACUGAGAAAAAAUAACUUUAAAAUGAUUAAUUUACUUGAUGCCCAACAAAAUAAGUGGUAGUUAGAUCAGUCAAUAGAAUACCGUUUGAAGGCUGUUAAAGUUCUUUAAACUGUGAAAUAAAAUGGCAUAGCAAAAAGAGCUAAAUUGAUACUGUAGAUACUGCCUUUUGCCUUAGUAGGACAACUCUGUUUACUUGAGUGCAAUUUUAUUAAUUUUUUUUUAAAUCACUGGAUGCAGUCAAACAGCUAAAGUUUUUAAGCAUAUUUAAAUAUUACAAAAGUGCACCAUUUCCCCCCAGAUACUAAACAACAGAGUUUAUCAUUUAAUGUCAUUUGACAUACCCAAGUCAACACUUCAGAUAAAUUUCAAUGUAUUUUUGUGCUGACUUCAGCAAGCUAGAAAUGGGAAAAGACAGAUUUCUGUAAGGCUGACCGCUGUGCUCAUGAGAUAUUUUAGAAUGGUUUAAAACUCUGAAGUUCCACAUCUUCAAAAGACAAGUACAAGCGGUCAUGAUGACGUGCUAUAAAAUGAUAAGUGUUCCAAAUUAUUCAUCUGGCUGUGCCUGAUUCCUGAAGUGGCCCAGUAUAGAAAUCUUUUACUAGGAUAUCAGGGAUCAAGCUAAUGGGGAAAAACAAGUCAAACAAGGACCCUUAAGGUUUAAGGCAGGUUUGCUGCAAUAUUCCUUUUUUGUCAUCCACGAUUAUGCAUUGGCAUUAGACAUGGCAGAAAAGAAAAACAUACAUUAACAUAUUUUAAAAGCGGAAAUGAAUUUCCCAGAAAACAUGUAAACUGUCACAAACAGGGUUUCAUAUAUGCCACGUAUCUGUAUCUCUUAACGAUUGAGUUAAAUAGGAGGCUAAACAUUUCAUACAGUCUUAUAAUAUAAAGGGAUGAGAGUGAGAUUUAGACAAUUUAAGACUACUAGUCCUUAAUAUUUAAACCAAAGCUGUUUAAUGUGCUACACUGUACUGUGAGAGCAUUUUUUUUUUUUUUUUUGAACGGGGAGUUUGUUGAAGAGAAAAUUGGAGCUUACAUCUCAGAUAUGACCCGGAUAUUCACACUGGUUAGAAAGAGUGAAAGAGGGGUGGAAGAGGGGGCGGUUGGCAGACGACAAACUUCAGUAUUUGCUCAAAAGUCAAUAAAGUGGUCUUAAGUAAUCAAUGUUGUCUUAAGUUAUUAACCUAUUUAUUGUGUAAAAUGCCUAAUGUUGCUUACAUUGACCAUCAUUGUGAAGAAUGUGUUUUCAUAAUGUUACAGCUGAAUAAAGCACAUCUAAUAGAUGCUACAGAAAAAGGUUGUCAUUGUUUUUUAUAGCUUUUGUAAUAACGUGAAUGGGACACCUUUAACUACUAACCUCAGCAACCACAAUAAUGAUAAAAACUACACCAUUUUGAUCAAACAUGGCUUUCCUUUCUCAUUUCCCGGAGACGAGCAGGGUAUUAGGGCAUCAUUCAGAACACCUGCUGCUUCAGAAAAGAAAGAGCAGAAGGGAAAAAGAGGAAUGAGUACAGUAAGAGAAACAUUUUACUCAGCAAAACAAAACUUCACGUCACUUACAGAUUCUCUCGAGUUUAAAUUGCAGUGUCCUUGCUGUAUGUGUAAUAGCUUUGGAAUCUUCAUUUGUGUUCAGUAUAACUAGAUAUGCCCCACACAGAUACCCUAAAAAUUGCUGUGGCUGCUCUCACUUUGAUAGCCUAAAAAUCACACUUACCGUAGACAGUUUAUACCCAAGCAUACAGUUGUGCAAGACUGAUGACUCAUAAUUGUACCAUCCGUUGUCACCCAGAAGAGGAUGCGUUUCCUUUUG